UCACGAGUAUGUAUAUAUAUAUAUCAAACACCACAAACAAAAAAUAUUUCAUCAUAAUAAUGGAAUUAUUUUAUCUUCUAUGCUCUAUAGUCUACACUUCCAUCACCACUCUUAUUCUAUCCCUUUUCCUUCCCUUUCACACGUUGCUUCGCCGUUUAGUACUCUCACGCGCCGCUUCUUCCUCUUCCGGUGAAGGGGAUGAAUUCAUAUCACUCUACGAAGGUACAAUCUAUCAUCAGCGCCGCCAACCCGUUCACCACUCCUUUCAACACCAAAUUCGCUACGCGCUUAUUGAUCUCGACCGUACACCUCACGCGCCACCCAAUCAUCUUUCUCCUGAUGAAGCUCGUCAAAUUACUGAUACCAAUGGACCUAUUUUGCUUUUGACAAUUCCACCUAGUGUUGGAUAUGAACAAAACCCAUUGAGUGUAUAUUAUUGCUAUGAUGUUGAAGAUUCUUCUACACGUUUGAAGAAAUGUAUUGCUGAGGCAACCAAUUCACCAUGGUCCGAAAGAUUAUCCUUCACUUUCAAUCCACAUUCUGAUCUAGUGGCCAAAACUAUGCAUGUCAGUCCUUUUAUGGAUAUGCUUGGAAAUUGGAGUAUCAAAGCAGGUGAACCUGGAGAGAAUCUUAACAUAUCAAUUUCAAUUCAUCACCCUGAGCUUGGAAACUAUUUUACUGCUACUCUGAAAGCCAAAAAGUUGUGCUCAUCAUCAACGUCGAUUUUAGAUCAUUCAGUUUUCUUUUGGUUGAUACCUCAUAAGAUUGUUGUGGGGAUGUAUUGGAAUGGUUUGAAACUGUGGUGGAAAAAUGUGAAAUUUAUACCACACCCUAAAUAUACCAAUCUUGCGUACAAGGAUGAAUCUUUAAUUCGAGAGAGAAAAUUACAGUGUUGUCCAUUCAGUAGACAAAGAGAAAUCAACGAAGAUUGUUUAGCCGGAGGAACUCCUAAAGAAAGGUGGUUUAGAUGGAUUGAUGCUAAAUGACAAUGGCCAUAGAAAAUUAAUGCCAAAUAUUUGUUACAUCAAUCAAUCAUGGUUUGUUAUUUGUCACAUCAAUCAAUUUAUAUAACAAACAUGACAUUGUAUCAUGAUUUGUUAUUUGUCACAUCAAUCAAUCAAUUUAUAUAACAAACAUGACAUUGUAUCAUGGUUUGUUUUCUUGUAUUUUUGUUUUUUAGUGUGAUUUUCAUAUAUUUGUUUGUUUUUGUGUAUUUUGUUGUUCCGUCGUUGUGCGGUGUAUCUUGUUGUCUCGCCUUUGUGCGGUAUACUUUGUUUUUCUGUCUUUGUGCGGUGGGGAGGGAUUGUCUCCCGUGGAUAUCUCACUGGAGAAUAUCCAGUGUUGAUAUCCACCCUUCUUCUUUUUUUGUCAUCAUUAAACAAUUGUAAAAUAAAAUAAAAUGAAGGGUUUAGAUUUAAUGGGAGGGAAAUGUCACCGGAGACAACCUCAUCCCUUGUGUGGUGUUCAUUUGUUUCAGGUUGAAGGAUUAGAUCUGAUCAAGUGUAAA
Molecule: messenger RNA, 1507 nt
Organism: Trifolium pratense (red clover)
Lineage: Eukaryota; Viridiplantae; Streptophyta; Magnoliopsida; Fabales; Fabaceae
Exons: 5
Coding region: 9-986 (325 amino acids)
Source: RefSeq, a predicted model, not a curated record